AGGAUUUCAAGUAAUUACCUCCAUAAAUAACUCUAAAAUAGAGCUCUUGUUGUACUUAUUCUUCGCUCUUCGUCUUCAUUUUCUCCUUCUUCCAAACAAAAGCAUGGCCGCUAAUGUUGAAGCUACACCACAGAGAGCUCAAGUCCGGCGAACGGCGCAAUUCCAUCCAUCUGUUUGGGGUGACUACUUCAUCAAAACUGUAAUGGAUGAUAAGGCCGUGAGCCUUUGGUCGGAACAAGCAAAAGUUCUAAAAGAAGAAGUUGCAAGAAUGUUUACUUGUGAUGCUGAAAAACCUUCAGGAAAACUGAAGUUGAUAGAUGCAAUCCAACGACUUGAUUUUCAAUAUCCAAAUAUAUGGAAUAACUGUUCCCAUUAAUAUCUGUAACUAAAAAAAUUUCAUCCGCUCGCCUACAAUUUCGAAGAUGAAAUCGAGCAAGUGUUAGAUGGAGUUCAUCGUACUUGUGAUAACUGUAAUGAUGAUAAUGAACUUGAACUUCAUACCGUCGCA
Messenger RNA from Mercurialis annua (annual mercury), 508 nucleotides. RefSeq names its product probable terpene synthase 3. The record is from RefSeq and is a predicted model, not a curated record. The transcript has 2 exons. Lineage: Eukaryota; Viridiplantae; Streptophyta; Magnoliopsida; Malpighiales; Euphorbiaceae. Bases 104 to 376 code for a protein of 90 amino acids.